AAGUUAAACUUUUUGUAUUUUUGAGUGCACCCAAAAGCCGGCGAAAAAAUGUGGAGAGCGAUAAAGUGUACGCUACGGCAAGCAUAUAACAAUUUCCAUUACUCGCGUUUGAUGAGUACGAAACCCACGAAUUUACAAAAAAACGUGAAUAUUGCGCGAAUGGUCGGAACUAUUUCUAGUGAUGUGUUCAGUUCCGAAGUUAGCAAAACCCGACUAUUUUUCUUGAGAACCUUCAAUCAAGAUCAUUUUUAUGAUACACAUAAAAUAGUAGUUCCGGCAUAUGUGAUGGAAAAAUUGCCUGGUAUACCCAAAACGGGCCAGAAACUCAUCGUCACGGGAAAACUACGAACCGGCUAUUUCACUCAGAAUGGUGGAAAACGGGGGACAUACAUGCAGAUUAUGGCUAAACAAAUUUACCUAUGUGACAAUGGCGACGCAAAAGAAGCAAAACAAACGGAAGCAUAUGAAGAUUCAAAUGUUAUUUUCGAGAAUAACAAAUUGAGCAGGACACAUGGUGCGGCAAAUUUCGAUAUCAAAGAUCAAAAUCACGUUGAAAUCAUGGCACAAAUAUGUUUUGAUAUAAUAAAUGAGGAUUCAUAUAGCUAUUUCAACUUGGCUCUUCACUACCUAUCGAAAAAUUCCGAUGGACUGGAAGAAGAGCAAACUGACUUUAUAACAGUUUUUGCAUACAAUGAAUCGCUCCGGAACAUAGUUAGGACCCAAUUGAAACGAUUAGAUCGUGUUCGAGUCGAAGGAACUUUAAAAUAUAAAGCGUGUAUUGAUAGCGCGGGGAAAAAGCAAUACAAAUGCUAUAUCGAGGCUAACAAAAUUGCAAAACUGAUAACACUACGACCAAUGAUUCGAGACGCAGUCAAUGUGAAAGCACAAAACACUUAA
Messenger RNA from Sitodiplosis mosellana (orange wheat blossom midge), 897 nucleotides. RefSeq lists its product as uncharacterized. The record is from RefSeq and is a predicted model, not a curated record. NCBI's taxonomy places the organism in Eukaryota, Metazoa, Arthropoda, Insecta, Diptera, Cecidomyiidae. The transcript is spliced from 4 exons. Gene Ontology annotation, molecular function: single-stranded DNA binding. Bases 49 to 897 code for a protein of 282 amino acids.